Messenger RNA from Tetranychus urticae (two-spotted spider mite), 1230 nucleotides. NCBI's taxonomy places the organism in Eukaryota, Metazoa, Arthropoda, Arachnida, Trombidiformes, Tetranychidae. The record is from RefSeq and is a predicted model, not a curated record.
AUGGAAUUUAUUCACACAUCUUCAAGUCCAGCUACUAUUGCUGAAUUAGAUUUAUUCAAAAUCCCUCCUACACAAACUGUUAUUGAGAGUAUGUAUGACGUAGAAUAUAGACCAGUAGGAUCACUCUCAAAAUCAACUGUUUUUGAAUUUGUUGUACCUGGAUCUGAACACUACACGGACUUGGCUGCCUCAUAUUUGUAUGUUCAAUUAAAGAUCGAUACGGACUCAACAGAAAAAAUAAUUCCUACAAAUAAUUAUGCUGCCUCAAUAUUUGAACAACUUGAUGUUUACCUUGGCAAUGUAAACAUAACACCUGGUAAUAGCUUGUAUCAUUAUCAAACUUUCAUUGAUGAUGUAUUUUUCAAACAUAAAUCAGCCAUUGAUGCAUGUCAAAUAAUAAACGCAGAAGAUAAGCGAGUCGAGCAAGUGAAGAAAACAUUUGACUUUGUUUUACCAAUUCAUGCUCCAAUGUUUCAACAAGAAAAAUUUUUGAUUGAUAAUGUACCAAUUUCACUGAGAUUGAAAUGCGCACCUGCUUCUUUUGGCCUGACCUGCAAUAAACCUAUCACCAAAUUACUUUUUGAAUUUCAAAAAAUAUCUUUGUUUAUUAGAAGAGUCAAACUCUAUUCGCCUGUUCAAAUGUCUAUUACUAAAAACUUGGGAAAAACACCUGUCAAAUAUUACUUUCAACGUAAUGAAGUCAAAUCAUUCCAUCUUCCCACUGGAUUUGCGGCUAACAGCGUUGAUAACGUUUACAACGGACAAUUACCUAGGAAAAUAAUUAUUGGUUUCGUUACAGAUAAAUCAUUCAAUGCUGACCUUGCAUCUGAUGCAUUCACUUUCUCACACAAAAAAUUACAGAGUGCUGCAGUUGUUGUGAAUGGAAUAAAAAUUCCUAGUUCACCAUAUAAACCUGAUUUCGCGGGCAAAUUAUUCAUGCGAGAAUAUUAUAAUAUUUUCAGAUCUAUGAACCAAGACCAUGGACUACCUAAAAUCAGAUUGGAUUAUGCUGAUUAUGAGAAUAAAUAUCCCUUUCUAGUGUUUGACCUCACUGAUGACGGUACUCUUGCAUCUGAUUCUGGUACUCUAUCUCUUAUUAAAAGAGGAAAUGUCCGUAUAGAUAUUCAAUUCAGUGCAGCACUUGACGAAGGAAUGCAUAUGAUUUUAUUUGGUAUAUAUGACAGUAUUCUUCAAAUUGAUGCAGCACGCAAUAUUGUAACCGAUUAUUGA